Suillus subaureus is the source of this 927-nucleotide messenger RNA. RefSeq lists its product as uncharacterized. The coding region runs from base 1 to 927 and encodes 308 amino acids. Lineage: Eukaryota; Fungi; Basidiomycota; Agaricomycetes; Boletales; Suillaceae. The record is from RefSeq and is a predicted model, not a curated record. The transcript is spliced from 3 exons.
AUGGUUUCUGAACAUUCCUCCAUCAGGUCUGACAACAAUUUCAACUUGGACAAUGAAAUCAAUCAAGAUGCUACUGCCACCAGUCCAUUCAACCUUGAUGAUGUUCCUGUCCUGCAGGAGGGUGCCCAGAGCGAUGGUCCUACCUGGGAGCAAACACCCAUCACCACCCUCAACCUUUCCAAUCUGGAAAGGAUGUUUUGUGUCAAUGAUUGCUCCUCUGCCAUAAAGCUUCUUCAUCAUCAUGUUAGCCUGGUUUUUGACACAGAUCUCAAGUUGCAUAGCGAUAAUCCCACUCUCUUAUGGCAAGGUUCCAAGCACUUCCUGGACUUUAUUCUUGUUGUCUCUGGCCAGAUUGGCCUGCAUGCCUUUCUCCCCAAGACCCUUGCCAACCAUAACUUUUUCUUGACACUGAACCUGUGUCUUCAAUCUUGUCAGUUCUGUCCCAAGUUUGGAAAACUUGGCUUUGAUCCAACAGGCUCAAUGAUGGCCAUCAGCGAUGGUCAGUUGACUGAGCUAUGGUUUGGCUUUAGCCCUGUUGCCAACAUCAAAGAUAUCAACAUCACCAAUUACACUCCUCUUCUGAAUGAGAAGCAUGGUGAUACUUAUUUGACCUCUGUUCACUAUUGCAUGGGUGUCAUGUUUCUUGCCUGCCUUCUGAGCCAGAUUCCAUCCAUGGCUGUCCAUGUCAUGCACCCAUAUGGACCUCACUCUGAGUUCCAUGACUGGAAAAUUGAAGACACAACUAACAUGCUAUACCCAGAUGACCUUCAUUCUCUCCCACUCCAUGAACCUGAAACACAGAAAGAAGUCAAUAUCUAUGAUGAGGAAGGUCAUUGCAUCCCUCAUCUCAAUGGCAGGGGCCUCAUUGAUGGUCCCAAAUGCAGUCUUCUCAUAAAUCUGGAGACAAUUCCUCAACUGUUUCCUUAA